AUGCCCCACGAAAAUCGCAUAGCGAGGAACCGCCUUAACUUCCUCUGGAAGCAGUUAGUUGAUGAGAAAAGGCUCUCCACCUGGGACAAUGUGGUUAGCGACAUAGGCCUCGCGGAAUACGACAUCACUCGCCAGGGGUAUGACUUUGAAAACCUAGACGACGAGUCUUCCAACCUCGGUCAAACUCCUCCUAUCCUUUUCGUGCCUCUGCCACUCGCGGAGCUCCGUGCUCAUCCCAUUGCGCCUGAGUGCCUCGAACACAUGAAGUACAGCGAAUAUGACCCCGAUGACAGUACUUGGUCGACGCCGCGGCACUGCGCACAUAAUACAGCUACGUACUUGGACCAUUGUAUGAGUGGUUUCAGACCAAGUCUUGCGGAAAAGAAUACUUGUACCGAUUUUAUCUGUAGCGAAUUUAUGGAGCGGGAAAACUUGGAACCUCUUUGCCCUCCCAACCCUUUCUGGUUUGGCUGGGGACUCGAUGGACCCGAAUGGCAAACCAUUAGUGCCACUUCCCCUGGGCAGGUAGACGGCCAGGAUGUCUACGCAAACCUUACCUUGCAAACGGUUCAUUCGUUUUACGGCGUAGAGGGCGCAAUGCACUAUCACGAGCUCGUGGUCAUCAUAUCCGCGAUGAGGAAUCGCGCUCGCCAGUUCAAAGUGGAUGAUAUGGAUAUGGACGACGAUGAUGAGAUGCGAGAGCUCGAGGAUACUAUAACCGAGAAAGAAUGGGAUGAAUACGACCGCGUCUUCCCAAAGGAGGCACGGUUCCCAGUCCUCAUGACCUCGUACUUUGGGCCGCAACACGGCAGGGUGUUUUACGCCUGCAUGGACGGUCAGCAACUCAUUAUCCGCCAAUCGAAGAUCUAUAGUUUCGAAAGAUUCGAAAGCGCGCCUAUCGAGCUGUUCACCCGACUUCUACUGAGCCGUCCUCUCGCAGACCCGCUUCUUAGCUUGCCAUAG
Aspergillus viridinutans is the source of this 963-nucleotide messenger RNA. RefSeq lists its product as uncharacterized. NCBI's taxonomy places the organism in Eukaryota, Fungi, Ascomycota, Eurotiomycetes, Eurotiales, Aspergillaceae. Bases 1 to 963 code for a protein of 320 amino acids. The record is from RefSeq and is a predicted model, not a curated record. The transcript has 2 exons.